AUGUCCUUCGGCCAGACGCUGAUUGGAAUAGCCGCUGGUGCCCAAUUUACUUUUAUGGUAGUGGCGACAGAGUUGGUGCCUAAUCGACACAAAAUUGUCGGUAUGGGUCUCGUCACCGCUAUUGCUUUUCCCGGACAGGGUCUCGGCGCGUUCUUUGGUAACUCCAUCGUCGUGCAUCUGAACUGGAGAUGGAUCUAUUACGUUUAUAUCAUUGUCCUCAGUGUUGCCAUUGCCCUAUACUUUUUGUUUUACUUCCCCAAGGAAUUGGCAACUGAAUUGUCGCUCAAGCAAAAGCUACGAAAGAUCGACUACGGUGGCGCUUUCUUGGUGACUGCCGGCCUGGUCAUGUUCAUUCUCGGCAUUCAGAUGGGCGGCAGCACGUAUCCGUGGAAAUCAGGCAAGGUACUGGGUCAGAUCAUUACAGGCGGAGUGGUUCUGAUCGGAUUUGUCUUCUAUGAGAUCUACAUGGCUCCGGCGAGGCCUCUCCUUCCCAAGAAGUCCUUCAAAGACCUGCGGGGAUACACUAUGGUGGUUAUAUGUUCCUGCAUCGGUGGGAUCGCUUAUAUUGGUCUGAGCAUCAUCUGGCCAACACAGGCUGCCACCAUCUAUAAAACGCCGACAACGUCAUGGCAAGAGACAGCGUGGCUUUCGACCACUGUCGGCAUUUCGGUCUGGGCCGGGAUGGUCUUUUUAGGACCACUAUGGGGCGUAAUCAAACAUGUCAAGUGGCAGCUCGUCUUUGAGUGCGCAUGGAUGACUGCGUUUGUCGGUGCUCUGGCGCACUGUAACAGAAACAAUCGAGGGUUCGGUAUUGCAUGCUCCUUUCUGGCUGGCUUGCCGAUUGGGAUGAUUGAGCAACAGACUGGCGCUUUGGUCCAAUUGCUUGCCCCUAGCGACGGUGAGUUGGGCUCAGCUUUCUCUUUCAUGGCCGGGGCACGGACAGGAGUCGGUGCUAUCGGGACAGCGAUACUACUGGCGAUCCUAAACAGUAAACUCCCCGGAGAGCUUGAAAACCGAGUCGUUCCCGCUGCACUCGAAGCUGGUCUCCCUCAAAGCUCGCUCCGAUCACUCUUCGCUGCUCUUAAUGCCGGUUCCUCACAGGCCCUAGAGCAGGUCCCAGGAAUCAACCCGGCGAUCCUAACUGCCGUCUUGAAUGCUGUCAACGACGGAGAGUCCGCGGCGUAUGCCUAUUUGUACUACACCGCGCUCGCGUUUGCGGCGGUUUCGACGAUCGCGGCUCUCUGCAUGCGUGAGAUGGAUCACCUUCUUACCUCGCAUGUCCCGAAGAGGAUCGUGGUUAGAAGCGAAGACACAGCGGAAGGCAAGACUUCUGGUCAGCUAAGGUGGAGGAUCUGA
This is a messenger RNA of Cladophialophora psammophila CBS 110553, 1356 nucleotides long. RefSeq lists its product as uncharacterized. The record is from RefSeq and is a predicted model, not a curated record. The transcript is spliced from 7 exons. The coding region runs from base 1 to 1356 and encodes 451 amino acids. Lineage: Eukaryota; Fungi; Ascomycota; Eurotiomycetes; Chaetothyriales; Herpotrichiellaceae. Gene Ontology annotation, molecular function: transmembrane transporter activity. Gene Ontology annotation, biological process: transmembrane transport.